Salpingoeca rosetta is the source of this 1533-nucleotide messenger RNA. RefSeq lists its product as uncharacterized. The coding region runs from base 78 to 1217 and encodes 379 amino acids. The record is from RefSeq and is a predicted model, not a curated record. The transcript has 8 exons. Lineage: Eukaryota; Choanoflagellata; Craspedida; Salpingoecidae.
CGACGAUUGAAUGGUCCUUGCUGUUCUGCUGUCUCGUGUGUGUGCACGAUUUUGGCGCAACGACCAACGACAACAACAUGGCGCUGUUGGAAGUGGAUGGUGGGGAUGCAGGGACAUGCUAUGCGCUUGCACAGUGGACGGGCAAGGCGGGCGAGAGCAGCCUCAGCAUUGCAGUCUCCAAUGGCACCAACACCUUCAAUGGCCAAAUGACUAGGCGGGAUAUGCGCGCUUGGAUUAAGACAACGUCGCUGGAACAUGCAGACUACACCAAACACCUCGCCCAAGCCUUCUCAGGCCACAACCAUUUUUACGACUACGUAUUGCAUGAAGCCAAGGAGCUGCGCGUCAAGUUCCAGGCUGCUGACGGCAUCAAGGUUCUGCUGGCCAAGGUGCCGCUGAGGGACAUCACAUCGACUGAGGAGAGCUAUCAGGUGCUGGCUGCCUUUGUGGCGCAGCAUGUUGCUGCGAGGAGAAAAGUCAAGCAGUUGCGAGCGGAUAUCGACAGGCUGAGGGAUGAGACGACGGAGAUGCAUGAACGCGCCCAUCGCGUCAAAGCGCAGCUGGCAAAGCGCACCAAGGAAACAAAGCUGCAGCUCAUCUCAGCCGUCAACAAACGCAAGACGGAGAUCUACAACCUGCACCAUCCAAAGUCCCCGCGGCGGCAGUGGCCAUCGCUGCGGCGGCAGGGAUCCUGGACGCGGAGUCAGGAGCGAGCAUGGCAGGACGGGCACUCGAUCGAGCCGAGCUGGGACGGGCCUGCAUCAGCGUCAAUGUCUCCCGACCGAAUGACCACAGCUACCGGUGUCAGCCAUCGCGGUGGUGAUAGUGGUGGUGAUCAUCGUGGUCACCGUCGCAGUGCAAAGAGGGGCGGUGCCGCACGCUAUCAUGAUGACGACGACAAUUAUGAUGAUGACGAUGAUGGUGACGGUGGCGCUGAUGGUGGCAGGAGUGGUCGUGGUGGUAAUGACGGUUAUGAUGGCGUAUCGAACGACAAGAGUGCAUCAUCAUCAUCAUCAUCAUUGGUGUCGAGGGCGAAUGCAGACACUGAUGGAGACGGCGGUGCUGCUCGCAGCAGCACGCUCCUGCAGCUCGCUUCAAAGCAGUCGUCAACAACGACUGGGCGGCGGCGGCGAAAGAAGCGUGCAGUCAGCUCAACAUCUGCUCGACAGACCACCACCAACGACGAUGACGAUGAGGCCUUGCUGCUGGACCUGUGACCACCUUACCGUAAUCAGUGUGCUUGGGGUAUCAUGUCACUACUGGUGCCAUGGUGCUGGGGUGUCUUGCUGCGCCGCUGUUUCUGCAAGCUUGCUGUAGUGUUGAUGUCGCUCUGGCCCCUGUACAUAUGCUGCUGUACUCUCGUUUUCAUGCACACGCGUUCACCAAGCAGUACACUUCGCGCGCGGCUUCCUUCUUCGCUUGUACUGAUUUGCAUUGUUGCAUUGGUGUGGGCUAUCAACGUAUCAAUGGCAGAAACGAGGAAUUGUCACGGCACGAGCAACCAGCAACCCACGAAUGAAUGAUGAAAACACA